AUGAAUUACGUAGUGACUUCUCAAUCAUCAUCACGUGAAUAUUGUUGUAUUGUUCAAGGUUGUCCGAAUGGACCUAUAUCAAAUUCAUCAAUUCAAUAUUUUUCUGUUCCAUUACAUUUGCCAAAUGUUGCACAUCAAUGGUAUAAAAAUACGAUGCGUACAGAUUUACGUCCAUCAUCUCAACACUCUGUAUGCGAAUGUCAUUUUGAAGAGCCAUGUUUUGAACAUGUUACAACAACGGAUCCUCAAACGGGUGAAAAAAAGACAACAAAAUGUUUGAAAUCGAAAUCAUUACCAACAUUAUUUGAUUUGGAUGUUUUCUAUAAAAUGAUUGCUUACCAAGAUAAAUUACAAGAAUCAAAUAAAAUGGUCAAAAAAACAAAUAUUACAUUUCAUACAUCGAAUCCCGAGUUAGAUGGCAAAACAUUAGAACCCAUAUUGAAAAUGAAUUUGGAAAGUGGACAUGUCAAAACACGUUUAGCCCCAACAGCUGCGGAAAACAAAAGUGCACAAUCCUCGCCAUUUGAAAGUAAAGCAACUAAUCGUUGUUUUGUGGAAGGAUGCGGGCAUGCGUAUGUGGCACGUCGACAUCGGGUUCAAUUAUAUAAAAUUCCACGUGAUCCUGAAAUGGCACGAAAAUGGCUGGAUGCCUGUGGUUCAUCAGCACCCGUCUCUCCGAUAACAAGCACAUUUAAAGUGUGUCGUGAACAUUUUACACCGAUGGAUUUUGAAGGUCCGACCACAUUACGAUUAGACGCUGUUCCAUCACAAUUUACAGCACAUUCACGUUUAUUAAUGAACAAACAGUCACCACAACAAUCAACAAUUAGACAACAGUCUUAUAAUGAAACUGUGAACAGUGACAUAAAUAAUCAUAAUAACAAUAAUAAUAGUAAUAUUAGUAAUAAUAAUAAUAAUAAUAAUAAUAAUAAUGCAAAACGAUUUCGCUCAGAUAAUAUAGCUUCAAUACGUCCUAAACAAAAUUCGGCCGAUGCGAAACGCAUACAAAAAACAACAAAUACACAAUCAUACGUUAAUUAUAAUCAAACACGUUUUCGUUCGUCAAAAAAUAGUCAUUUUCCUCAGAUUACGUCUCAAUAUCAACCGUUUAAUAACUCACAACAAAAACAAGAGUUUUCUCCUCCUCUCUCACCAUUACCUAGACGAGAGAGUAUCGAAGAAAGUAUUAAACAAAUGAUUCGAGAAACGAAACAACAAAUUGAUGUGGAAUUAAAUAUGAGUUGUAGUGAAGAACAAUUAACAGAUGCACAAUUAUCACAUUUUCCUGUAAAAGUUCUUGAUAAAAUAACAAAUUCUGCGAAAGCACAAAAUGUCCGUUCUCGUCCACCACCUCGUCAAUCUACACCUAACUACUAUCAACAGCAUUCAGAUAUAUUUGAUGACGAUGGAAUGGAUGACAUAGUAAUGGAUUAUGACGAUGAUAUAAGUGGAGAUAGUGGACUGAAUGACAAAGACUGGUUAAGUCAAACACAAGAUGAUCGUUUGCCAUGGUCAAAACGUGGUGGACGCGGUAGUCACUUUGGUCACAAUCGUGGCGGCAACGCAAAUUCUUCAUAUCGUGGUGGUGGACGUGGUUCUGUUCAGAGUGCAAAUCGUUCGCGUGGUCAUUUGCUCAAAACACAAUUUGUAAAACCAGAAGCAGCAAGAAAAGCGAGUAUCCCAUUUUUACAACCAGCAUUCGACCAUCCAACAGCACAUUACCCAAGAGAUCAACCGUUACCAAGAAUCAAGCCUGGAUCAGUCAGAACAAGAGAAGAAGGGCUUGAAGUUGAACUUGAACAAACUUAUCGACGAGCGUUACCGAAAUAUUAUGGUCAAAAACCUGGUAGAACUAUUGUCCUAUCAGAAUAUGGUGAUUAUCGUAGUAAAUGUCCAGCAUGCAAUGAAACAUUUGAAAAUAAUAUUCAACUAAUUAUUCAUCUAUGUAAACAUUUUGAAAAUAAACAACAACAUGACCAACAAGAACAAAAAGAAAAAGAGAGAGAAGAUUUUAUAAGUCCAUUUAAUCAAAUACAAACAAAAUGUGAACAAUGUAGAUCAGAAUUUUCAAAUCCUUAUUAUUUGUACAUGCAUAUUGAUGAAAAACAUAUGUUAGAUUUGAAUGAAUAUCAAUGUCGUAUAUGUCAACAAAAACAUGGAUCAUUGUUAGAAUUGAUAGCACAUUUGAAUUUAUGCCAUUGUGGAUUAGAAAUGCCAUAUUAUUGUGAAGUUUGUACAUUUCGAACGUCAAUGUAUAGCGAUAUGAUUUAUCAUAUUGACGAACUUCAUAAAAAUACUCGCUAUUUUUUUUGUCCAUAUUGCUUUGCUGCAAUACAAUUACCAAUAAUGAAUAAUUCAUUAGUUUUAAAUGGUUCACCAGCGUUUAAACAUUUACUCAUGCAUUUUAAUAAAGUGGAUAAUGGUCGAGUAACACAAUCGAAAUUUAAACAUUGUCGAAAAUGUACAUUACAUGUAAGAAGUAUUAAAGAUCAUUUAGCUCGAGACCAUUUGAAUAUUGUUGAUGGAAUAAAAGCCACGUAUUAUGAUGAUAUUGAUGAAAUGGAAAAACAAAGUGAAGAUGAAGGUGACCUUGAUGUGGGAGAUUCAUUCGAUGAAAAUAUUAUGCUUGAAGAUAAAACAUCGUCUGUUCGAUACGUUGCACCAUCCAAAACAUGA
Messenger RNA from Didymodactylos carnosus, 2676 nucleotides. Lineage: Eukaryota; Metazoa; Rotifera; Eurotatoria; Philodinida; Philodinidae. The record is from the annotation of a GenBank genome assembly.